This is a messenger RNA of Bacillus rossius redtenbacheri, 1066 nucleotides long. It is a transcript of the gene RpS24, whose product is annotated as small ribosomal subunit protein eS24. Bases 558 to 959 code for a protein of 133 amino acids. NCBI's taxonomy places the organism in Eukaryota, Metazoa, Arthropoda, Insecta, Phasmatodea, Bacillidae. Gene Ontology annotation, molecular function: structural constituent of ribosome. Gene Ontology annotation, biological process: translation. Gene Ontology annotation, cellular component: ribosome. The record is from RefSeq and is a predicted model, not a curated record. The transcript is spliced from 5 exons.
AGUGCGGCAGCCAUGUUGCCACAUGUCAAAAAUGUUCCAUGCAUGGUGAUGAAUUGAGACUUCUCAAAACCUCAAUCCACAUAUUUUAUUUCUAUGUCAUUUUAAUGUAAAACACAAAUUCUAACAAGUAACACAGUUUGCAUUCAAGCACGUGAUUUCAUCAGUGCUCGGGGUACCAGUUUGCUAUUACUAUAGCCCCGCCCCCUCUCGAGAGACAAGUACGAAGAAAUUUAUCUGCUUCAAAAGCCGCCAUCUUUGCCCAAGAAAGUUACACAUUUACAUCAACAUAUUUUACUAAAACUCACCUUUGGUGACGUCGUGAAUAUUCUUCAGUGAUGAAGUAAAGUUUCCAAAAUCAAGUCCUGAGCCAGAAUUUGAUAGAUGUUGAGUUUUAUCUAGUUUAAUACGUUUCGAAGGGGAAGAAUACCCAGAACCCUCAGAAACCAACGCCAUUUUCUCAACACCUAUAAUGACGAAACGGAAGAGGAAAUAGAUGGCGCUGGUUGGAUGUUUUGUUUCUUUCGUUAUUGGUAGUAGGGGGACCUGAAAGCAGCAAUAUGAGUGAAGGCACGGCAACUAUAAGAACGAGGAAGUUCAUGACGAACCGCCUUCUUUGUCGGAAACAAAUGGUGGUGGACGUCCUGCACCCAGGCCAGCCGUCCGUCAAGAAAACCGAGAUCAGGGAGAAGCUGGGGAAGAUGUACAAGGUGGCCCCCGACCUGGUGUUUGUGUUCGGCUUCCGGACAGCGUUCGGCGGUGGCAAGUCAACUGGGUUUGGGCUCAUCUACGACACACUGGACUUUGCCAAGAAGUUUGAACCCAAACACAGGUUACAGAGGCAUGGUUUGUAUGAGAAGCAGAAAGCCACUCGAAAGCAGCGCAAGGAGCGUAAGAACAGGAUGAAGAAGGUGCGAGGUACCAAGAAGUCCAAAGUAGGAGCGGCCGCAGGCAAGAAGUAAUCUUCUCUCACCGUAUCUUCGGCAUAAUGACGUGAAGUGUACAUCUCUUUCAAGAACAUGUUUUAUUUGCAAAAAAAUACGUGAGAAUAAAUUCCUUCUUUUUGGAA